Messenger RNA from Lepisosteus oculatus (spotted gar), 5464 nucleotides. The record is from RefSeq and is a predicted model, not a curated record. Lineage: Eukaryota; Metazoa; Chordata; Actinopteri; Semionotiformes; Lepisosteidae.
UUUACGAACGUAUUUUAUUCUUGCCAAGAACCUGAGGAAACAUGUAAACGCGUUGAUGCCUAAUCUUUAAACAGUGAACAAAAUACAUUCACGUUGAAGUAAGAGUAAUACCUGCUGUUGGUCUAUCGUUACUGUAGCUUGAUCGUUGAAUUAGCAUAAAAACCCCGAAAGCUUUCAGUUUAAGUUUACAUCACAUACUCAUGUAUUCUGAAUUACACAGCUAACGGCAAAACACACUGGAUCCCUGAGUCGGUUUGCACAGAUAUGAAAUACAGAAAUGCAAAACAAAACCAAGACAAUAAAUUUCAGGAGGUCACACAAGUCGCUGUCGUAACCAGCAAAGUCAUGCAUUUAUGAAGAGAGUCCUACUUGUGGCGAUGUGUCGCAAUGUUUUCAUCCGUGGCGCUAAUGGCCUUCAGCACACAGCGUGCACGUCAGCCGUAGUAUUUAAUAAUCUCCCCUGAAGGGCUCGCCUGAAUGAUCUCUUCCUCCAGUGUGUCGUGAGAGCCUAUAUUUACUAAGUGUUGCACCCUGAGUCAGAACAGGCUCUGGCUUUCGCCCUCUCCAGAAUAAAUGGUUCUCUGAUAUAUAGAACAGAUAAGUUUACAGCAUCAUUCAUUCAUAAACCACCUGGCUGCGGAACAAGUGAAAGUUUACACAGCUCCUCCCCGUUUGGGUUACAGAGCCUGCGGUUCCAUACCUUGGCAACAUGGCCGCUGUCACUCUCAAACCGCCGCUCGCAGGAACUCCGUGGAGAUCGCCCAUGGCUGCGUACUUCCGGCACCUCUAUCAGCCUGUGAUAUCGGUGGUCCGACGGAGCGGCUUCGUCGGCGGUUCUUCGCGGGUGCGUCGGGUCACGACCCCACGCCUGCACCAAUCAGAGGAGCGGUCCGCCGCCUGGCGUCCGUUUCUCCUCAGCCAAUCGCCGGGCGCGGCGCCUAGCGGGCGUUCUGUUUGGGUGCGGAGCUGCGCUGCAACUGACAGGGAGAAAUUUAAAACGCAGCCGGUAACGAGUAGCUUUUACCUGUUCGAAUAUGUAACCCCUUCCACCCGAGUCCGGUUAGUUGCAUUGUGCAUGCAGCCUGAGAUAAUGCACUGCUCGAUUGUGGAUCCAGUGAGCAGCUGUUCCAUGAUUUCGACGGCGAGUGUGACUUAGGUUACCUCGACAAGCCCGGGUCCUCCGUCAACACGGACGCGCUGUUGUCCAGUCGGGUUGUGUUUUUCGGCUUCUGGGCGAUUUCUUCACCAGGACGUGCGUGGUUAGAGUCGCCAGCCCGUCAAUGUUUCAGGACGCCGAAGAAUAUCUAGUUGCCAAUGUGGUGGCUUUAAGGAAGCAGCUCAGGAGAACGGAGAGCAGCCUGCAGAGUCUCGGAGAGCAGCUGAGCGACGACUCCGGCGGCUGCUCGGGUUCGCGGGGCGCUGCGCCAGGAGGGCUGACCCUGGAAGAUCUCCAGCGGCCCGACGACAUCCCGCCGCUGCCGGGCGACCAGCAGCACCCAGCAGCCCGCGGCGGGACGGCCGAACGCAGGGGCAGCAGAGCCAGCUCUACUGACGGCCAAUCGUUUUCAGGUCCCCCUUCCUCUGCCCAGCUGGUCGAGAUGGAGAACGCUCAGCUGCGGAGCAAACUCAGCACCAUCCGGGAGGAGAAUUCCUCCCUGCUGAUCGAGAACCGCCAGCUCGCCAGCAAAGUGGAGGGCCUGCAGUGUGAGCUCACCAACUCCAGAACCAAGAUCCGGCUGCUGGAAUCCACUGUGGGAUCAAGGGCUUCCGUUAUCCCUGUGCUGAAGGAGCAGAUCCAUGGUUUGGACGCCGAAGUUAAAGCCCAGGAAAAUGCACUGAGGGACGCACAGCUGAGACUGGAGCAGAGCCAGCAGUCCAAGCUUUUCAGUGAGAGAGCCGCAGAGACGCUGAAGGAGGAGCUCAGGAAAGUGAAAACGGAGUUAGCUGAGCGAACCAGACAAUGGAAAAGGACUGAGCAGCAGAGGAAUGAAGCCCUGCUGAAUGCAGAAAAGCUGACGGUGGCCUUCCAAGAGUACAAAGUGAAUGUGUCGGUAAAGCUCAAGAAGGCUGCAGAGGCGGAGCAGAGGCUGAAGGCGGGCCUUGAGCAGCGGGAGGCGGGACAGGAAGCGCUGCGGAGCCGGUGCGCGGAGCUGGAGCGCGAAGGGAGCGAGAUGAGCCGGCAAAUAAGGCAGCUCAGCGAGGAGCACGGCAAGUCUCAGCUGAUGCAGAGCCUCCUGGCCGCUGAGAAGACAGACCUGCAGUCUCUGCUGGAAGAGUCCAGGCAGCAGAUCCUGAAGCUGGAAGGGGAGCUGGCGGGACGGGAGCCCGUCCUGAGAGAGAGGGAGUCUCUGAGGAGGGAGAACGGUGACCUGAGGGCCCUCUCCGACUGCCAGAGCCAGCGGCUUGCCCAGUGCCAGCGAGAGCUGGAGGAGAGCCAGGCAGAGCUGACCAGCCUGGAGUCCAUCCUGGCUCAGCUCCAGUUUAAAGAGGACGAAGACGGGGUGCUCAGGGCGGAGCUAGGCGGCGGGGCCCCUAAAGACUGCGGCGGCGGGCGCAAGGCCGUGUCCCAGGACCUCAGGCUGCAGCUCUCCAGGAAGGACCCGGGCCCCCCGGACAGCCAGGGCCCCUGCAGCGCUGUGCCGAGCGAGCUGGCCAGGGCGACACAAGGUGGAAGUGAGGCCUGUGACGAUCAACUGUGUCUUCCUGCUGUCGCAUGUGCUGAAACGCAGCUGAAGAGGAAGAGUUCUCGGCUGGCCGCGCUGCAGAGGCAGAUCGAGGAGAAGACCUCGGCCUACUCCACUGCCGCGGUGAGGAACACGGAGCUGGAGCAGGACCUGCUGGAGAAGAACAGCAGUCUUCAGCGCCUGCAGAACACCUUGAAUAGAAAGCAGAAGGAUUUCCAGGUGACUCUUGAGCGGACCAAAAGCCUUCACGUGGAACAGUGCAAAGAGCUGGAGAGCCAGAUCGAGCUGUCCCGGUGUCAUCUGGAGCAGCAGCAGGGGCAGAUGAAGGAGCUGGAGAGGAGGGUGUCAUCUGCGCAGCAGGACAGACGGAGCGCCCAGCAGAGAGCUGACAGUCUGCAGACUGCUCUCGCUCAACUCCAGCAGGAAAUGGAAGUUAACGAAACCAGGAACAAGGAGACCCUGAGAACUUUGAGUGAGCAGGCUGCAGGCUCAUCCACCCAGGUAAAACUUCUAGAAUCGGCACUUUCGACCUGCAAGGAAGAGUUAGCCUUCUGUCUGCGGAAGGUAGAGGAGAGCAAGGAACUGUACGAAAAGCAGCUGGAGAUGAAGUCCAAGGAGGUGGAAGCCCUGCAGGCCGAGGCGAGACGCAGCACACUGACCGUGCAGGAGGCUGCCCAGGGCAACCUGCAGCUCCAGCACAGCCUGCACCAGCAGCAGGACAUGCUGCAGCAGAGCACGGCCCGGAUCGCUGAGCUGGAGGACAGCCAGGCCCAGCUGCAGAGACAGGUCUCCGUGCUGGAGCAGGAGCUGGAGAGGCAGAAGGCCGGCGCGGCUCGGGAGCUGAAGGAGAGAGAGGACAAACUGCAGGAGGCCUGCGAGGAGGGCGGAGACAGAGCGCGGCAGGCGGCUGAGCUCUCCAGCACCGUCAGGCGGCUGACCAUGGAGCUGGCCGGGUGCCGGGCGGAGCUGACGGAGACGGAGAAGGAGCUGCUCAGGCUGCGCAGAGACAGCAGCAGCAAGGCCUCGCAGCUCAGCCAGCUGGAGCUCACCCUGCAGGAGACGCAGGGGCAGCUGGAGAAGAAGUCGGACCUGGUGAUGGACCUGGAGGAGAAGCUCCACCGCAGCGAGGCGGACAGGCGCAACUCCCUGCAGCGCACGCAGCUCCUGGAGAGCCAGCUGCAGUCGGUGCGGGGCGAGCUGACGGAUACGCUGGGCCACCUGCAGGAGCUGCGCGACGUGCUGCAGAAGACGCAGCUCUCCGCCGAGGAGAAGGAGGCCUUCAUCGACAAGCUGGCCGGCGAGCUCAGGGAGUGCAAGAAGGAGCUGGAUGAUCGGAACAAUGAGCUUCUGGACAUGGACACAGCCCUGAAGGACAGACAGUGGGAGCUGCAGCAGAGAGCCAGCCAGCUGAGCCAGUUAGAGGUGACGGUGCGAGAGCACAAGUCGGAGAUGGAGCAGAAGAUAUCCAGGCUGGAAGGGGCUUUGGAGAAAUCCCAACAGGAAGUCAAGGAGCGUGAAAAACAGGUGCACUUCCUUAGCGAGAGACUGGAGCUGGCAAAGACACAGCUGCAGGAGAAGGAGGACUCUGAGAAGGAGGCCCUUGCCCAAGGUCAGCAGGUCAGGCUGUGCAGAGAGAGGCUGCAGCGCGCCGUCCAGGAUCUCCAGGAGUCGCAGGAGCAGACUGACCGGCUGGCCCGCGAGCUCGCCCUCAGUGCGCAGCUCGCCCACGAGAAGGAGGCUCGUGCCAACCGGCUGGCCGAAGAGCUGGGCGCAGCUCAGGCCAGAGCUGCCCAGGCAGAGGAGAGGCUGCAGGCCAGGGUGAAGGCACAGCAGGAGGAGAUGGAGGACAUAAAGCAGGCCCAUCGGGCAGAGCUGUCCGCGCUGCGGGAGAGCCGGGAGCAGCUGCUGCAGACCACUGGCUCCGUCUCCAGCACUCUGAAGAGCUCCCAGGACCGCCUGGGCGGGCGCCUGCAGCAGAUGGGCGCCGAGCUGGCGGAGGCCCAGGGCAACAUCGCCGGCCUGCAGGCGGAGCUGGCCGCCCGGGACCAGGAGGCCCAAGCAGAGAGGGAAGCUCUUCUCAUCAAGGAUGCAGAAAUAGCAAGACUUCAGGCAAGGAUCUCCAGCCAGGAGAGAGCAAUGGAGCUGCAGAACACCUCGUUGUGCUCCGCGCUGCCCCCUGCUGGUAGUGCCAGCUGGGAACGGGACUCUGUAUUCCACUUCCUCCACACUCUGCCAGCCUACAGGGACCUGCACCGGUCCGUCAGUGUCCCAGACUCUCCUCGCUGGCCAGACGCCGACUCGCUGGGCUUCCGGGGGGACGGGCUGGAGAGCGCCCAGCUCGCAGGAGCGCUGGCGGGGCCUCAUGACCAGGCGUGGCAAGGCCCGGGCGAGACCAGCGCUUCCUCCGAAUCCUCCUUCAACCCCCUCACCUACGCGGUGAACGACGACAGCGCCCUGAGCUCCUCCUGCGCAGAGCCGGAGAAGCCCGGCUUGGGCACGCUGUGCGGGAUGCUGCAGCUGGUCAACCAGCAGAUCGCCCUGAGCGAGGCCUCCACGGGCCAGGCAGCAGGCGCCGGCCCAGAGCUCCACCCAGCCAGCGCGCGUCCGAAAUCCCUAAAUGAGACUUCAGAUGAGCUCCGUCUCAGGUCUUCAGAAACUCAGCCGUCUUUCUCCUGACUCCUGUCUCUGCUCACCGCGGUACAGUCAGCCCCGCACCGGAGGACGGAUUUCAACUUUUUAGCUGUGUGAACUGGCAAAAAUAAAAAUUCCUCAUGCCUGGA